This is a messenger RNA of Mytilus trossulus (common blue mussel), 3381 nucleotides long. RefSeq lists its product as uncharacterized. Gene Ontology annotation, cellular component: nucleus. The coding region runs from base 251 to 2194 and encodes 647 amino acids. The transcript is spliced from 8 exons. Gene Ontology annotation, biological process: regulation of transcription by RNA polymerase II. Lineage: Eukaryota; Metazoa; Mollusca; Bivalvia; Mytilida; Mytilidae. The record is from RefSeq and is a predicted model, not a curated record. Gene Ontology annotation, molecular function: zinc ion binding; nuclear receptor activity; RNA polymerase II cis-regulatory region sequence-specific DNA binding.
AUAAAUAAGCCAACACACUUGAGAACCGGCAUUACGAAAUCCUGUGACCCAAUUCCGUUCGGAUCUCUCACGACUCUGCCUUGCAAACUAGGAAAAAGUUGUCAAAACAAAAGUGACAGUGCAAAUUUUGUUCAGUUUUGCUCGCAUGUCAAUUUUCUUGAUCAUUUGAAGACGAAUACAGGGAUUGUCACCACUUAAACUGUUGCAAGACAGACGUUAAAAAGAUUUCUAGUCUGCAGUAGAUAAAAGUAUGUCAGAGCCACUUACAUUGCCACCUUGUCGAGUGUGUGGAGGAACAGCCACAGGAAUUCACUAUGGUGUCAACACAUGCGAAGCAUGCAAGGCAUUUUUCCGAAGGUCUUUGGUAGAAAACAACAAGUAUGUCUGUCCAAGAGAUGGUGACUGUAAGAUUAUCAACCAUAAAAGAGCCAACUGUUCUGCAUGUAGACUUAAAAAAUGUCUGGAGUUGGGAAUGUCCAAAAAAGCUGUACGUCAUGGUAGAUACACUGUUGCAAUUAGAACCAAGACCAUUUUGGAAGUAAAACAACUUGAGAGGGAACAGGCAUUGAAAGAUAGCUUUGCCCUGGCUGAUUCAUUUGCAAAGAAGUUACCAGAAAUUAUAUCAGUACCAAAAAGUAACCCAGUUCCAGAUUCAUCAGUAAAUGAGAGCAUUAUCUCCUCCAUUAUAGAGAGUUCAGACAAUUCAACCUCCUUUUUAGAGAGCACAAACUUCACAUCAAAUGACACUUUACAAUCAUCAGUUAUAGGCAGUAGCAUGAUGUCAUUCACCGAUGCCAUACAGUCAACCAUUGGAGAUAUACCUGGAAACAUGACAUCACUUGAACCAUCAUCUGUGUUUUCCCAAAUUGAAACCAACAAAAUAUUCACAGACAUGAAUAACCUUGACAUAUUAAAUACAAUUGACCUUGACAUUACUAAUGAGACGAUUGAAAUAUCUGGAUCUGAUGUUUUCUUAAACGAACUUCAUUCUCAAACAGUUGACAUUGACUUGACAUCUGAUAAGAUAGACUUCUUGGAAAUUAAUCCAGAUGAAUUUAUAGAUCUGACACAAGAAGUUGUUGAUGUUUUGGCUCCCCAGACUACAACCACCACUGAAAUACCACAACAGCAGAGUCCACAGAGCAUAGCCAGUAGUCCCAGCAGCAUGCAACAGUAUAGUCCAGAUACUACCACAUUAGACGAGAGUAUGUCGUCACAGUAUGGAUCUCAAAGUACAUCAAGCAUUGAAUUAGUGUCAAGUGCAAGUAGUUCUCCACCACAGAAGAAUCCACGUUCAUCAUUUGAUCUAGACGAUUAUAACAUGACACCUCGUCCGCAAAAGAAACUACGAGCCUCCUUCAACUUAGCAGAUGACAUGGAACAACUGCAACUGAUUAAUACCAUGGUUUCCGCUCAAGAGAUAUUAUAUCCUGAAAUGAGGAAAUAUUUCAACAAAGAGUACACAGAGGUCAUUCAUAGGGAAUUCUGGGAGAAAACCCAGUUACAGACUGAACUAUUUGGUCAAUUGAAGAGCUUGUCAACUUCUGAAUACAAUAACUUUUUCUUAGUGACAGGGAUUGACGUUGAUGGUCGUAGAGGCAUGUUUACUAAGGUGGCAGAAUGUAUGCAGAAAGAAAUCGUCAAAUAUAUUUCCUUUGUGAAAUCAAUACCUGGCUGGGAGCAUAUAAAUAACAGUGAUAAACUCACACUUAUCAAAGCUUCAAGAUUUGAAUACUGGUUGCUUGGAAAGUUCCUGUCCAUAAAUCCUGAUAAGAAAUUCACAGCCGAUGAAAAAUGUGGAUAUACUCACACACAGGUGGAACAAAUGUGGGGUAGUCCUGAAAACAUUGAAAUUGUAAAUAACUUCACAAGGAAGCUAAAGAAACUGGACCUUACCUUUGAAGAGAUUGCAUUGCUUAGAGGAGUAGUUGUUCUGUCACGAGAUCGUUGUGCGCUACGUGAACCAGAACUUGUUGAAAAAAUGCAAUGGAGUAUCUUACAAUCUUUUAUCCACCUUGUGAAAAAGACACAUCCAAAUGAACAGUUGAGGUUUGCUCGUUGUAUGGACAAACUUACACAACUGAGAGAACUUACAGAGGUUAACUACAAAGCUAACAAAAACCUAGAGAACUUCCAAAAGUCAUUGAUUCAGAAUUACCCAUUGUUGUAUGAAUGUCUAACUUAUGAAGGCUAAAUAAAAUUGACAAAUACAGGACUUCGAAUUUUGAAAUGUUAAAGUUUUGUAUACUUUUGUUUAGAUUAAAUGUUGUUAAUGGUAGCCAUUUUGAAAAUGGUUUCAUCUUACAGUGCUAAAACCUAGAGAAAAGAACAUAUACUUGUAGUUUAUAUUUACAUUUUGUAUUGUUACUUUACAGGGGAUAAUGAUUUAUAGUUAAAGGUUUCAUUUUAUAUUGGCUAUUGUCUAAACAUUUUUGCUCUAUCUCAUUUGAUUAAAACUUCACUAUUGAAUAUUUAGUGAAAUUUUCUAAACAUCAACGACUGGUCAAUUUUUGACAUUCUUUUAUUUUUUAUUAAAAACUAGUCAUUUACUUUUUUAAUAGUAUUUAUAGAAAUUAUUGGAGCAGGUCUAAGUAUUAUUUUCUUCAAAAGGAAUGCUGGAAUUCAUUCAAGAAUGUUAAUUUCUGAGACAAAUAAAGCAAUUAUGAAAAUAAAAAUUAAUCAAAUUUGAAUAUCAAACUCAAUAUAAAAACAAUAUGCAUAGAUUGUUGGAAAAUAUAUCAUUAUUUUUUUUUUUAAUUCGAAGAAAAGCUCAGUAAGUUUGCUUCUUCCCCCAGUUUCUCAAACUUGUACAAACUUAUUAUAUUUUGUGGCAUUGCACUUACAUUUUGUAUAUAGAUCACCAUUAAAAAUAUUUUACUUUCUACUAAUAUAUUCUUCAAACUGUAGUUUAUUGUUUAACCUGAUGUUAUAUAAAUGUUUUAUAUAUAGUGCUAUAUCUAUUUAUUGAAAAUAAAUGUAUAGAUUUGUUAUGGGGGACUUGCUAGAAUAUUUUGGGGCUCAGGUACUUAAGUCCUGAAAUAAUUUGUAUUUUUAAAAUUAAAAAUGUCUAUCUAUGACCCCCUUUACAACAAGUCUGCAGCGUAAAUACCCAUGGUAUUUUUAAAGUAUGUAAAAUUCUACAAUUAUAUCAUUUAUAAACUCACUUGAUUCCAGUUAAUUAAGUAAGAAUUAUAUAUAUUUAAAAAUAAUCUAUAUAAAUGAAAAAAAGACUGUAUUCACACAUUCAUUGACCUUACACAGUCGUAAGGUAUAAAUCCAUUAUCAAAAAGUUUUCAUUUAUAUUAUAUAUUAAAACUAGACAUUAGGAUAUUAGAGGUAUCUUUUCUCUUUAUACUGAGACAAAUUAAGGGACGACAUCAA